UAAUCUGAUAUUGUCUUCAGGUGAUCUGCAUGACAACACUUGAUUUUCAUCUGGCUUCACAAAUAUGAAGUCUUCAUUUGAAAAUCAGAAUCUGUGUCAUCACGCUGGCAGAAGCUCAUCCUCUUCUUCAAAAUGGGAAAACAAUUAAGAGUAUUAAUUACCAAAUCAGUGCCAACUGCAGUAGACUUCAAAAUAAGGUCUCCGGAAAGUCAAAGCGGGAUAUCUUGUUCAGAUGGAGAAGAAUAUACUAUAUAUAGUUGUAUAAGAGGGCGGUUGAUGGAAGUUAAUGAAAACAUUCUGGAAGAUCCAACUAUUCUGCAAGAAAAGCCAUCUACUGAGGGAUACAUUGCAGUCGUACUACCCAAAUUUGAAGAAAGUAAGACCAUAACUCAAGGACUUCUGACACAGAAGGAAUAUGAAGAAGUUUUGUUGAAACGUUUUAAUUCCACUUCAUGAAGCUCUAUUUUUAACUGAAAACAUAUAUGUCUGAACCACACUGUGAAUAGCUUCAGAAUUAAGUAUUGCAUAGAUAACACUUGUAAUCAUCUACUUCCAGUAUAUCCCAUAGUGCAAGAGUUGUAACAUGAAAGAUUUUAAAAUUUUACACACUUAACCGUCGGGGACUGGAAAUUAGUUCUUUAAUUUUUUAUGGGUUUGUUUAAUGUUUUUUAAAUGAGUGAACAGUCAUUUAAUUUCAGACAGAAAUAAACAGUUUAAACUUUUAAUGUGUUCUGUAUAUUUUUGACAGGUGCAGUGUAGAAAAAUAAUUAUCCUUCUGGUGCUUAAUGUCAUAUGCAAAAAACCUUAGUUUCACCUAUUUUUAGAACCCCAGGUCAUCUUAUACAGGUACUUAAAUGAAGACCAUUUCUGACCAAGAUUAAUCCCCAAGUCCUAGUGUUGAGGAUUUCAGCCGUUACCUCUUUGGUGCUGCAAAUCCAGCAUCCCCAUUGUGAUGUCCAUUACCAGCAAAGGACACACAAAGAGCUACUGGUGAGAGGAUGAUGCCCCACAAGAAUUAAAUACCCGUAAGACCUUAGAGUACUCUACUGUUCUCAGAGUAGUAAAACAAAAAAAAUAACCUAAGCCAAAGAAACAACAAAACCAAGAAUGAUGAUAUACAGGACCAACAAAAUAAGGUCUGGCAUCUGUACGAAGAGCAAACAGGCAUCUCCACCUUUAAAUAUGUAUUUCGCUUGUGGUUAUAGUAUAGUGGCUUGGAAU
Messenger RNA from Gopherus evgoodei (Goodes thornscrub tortoise), 1221 nucleotides. It is a transcript of the gene ABITRAM, whose product is annotated as actin binding transcription modulator. The record is from RefSeq and is a predicted model, not a curated record. Gene Ontology annotation, biological process: regulation of actin filament polymerization; regulation of filopodium assembly; dendrite morphogenesis. Gene Ontology annotation, cellular component: nucleus; dendrite; filopodium tip. The transcript is spliced from 5 exons. The coding region runs from base 133 to 456 and encodes 107 amino acids. NCBI's taxonomy places the organism in Eukaryota, Metazoa, Chordata, Testudines, Testudinidae. Gene Ontology annotation, molecular function: actin filament binding; actin monomer binding.